This is a messenger RNA of Emericellopsis atlantica, 680 nucleotides long. RefSeq names its product ubiquitin-conjugating enzyme/RWD-like protein. The transcript is spliced from 2 exons. The coding region runs from base 91 to 576 and encodes 161 amino acids. The record is from RefSeq and is a predicted model, not a curated record. Lineage: Eukaryota; Fungi; Ascomycota; Sordariomycetes; Hypocreales; Bionectriaceae.
ACCCACUGCACGCGUGCCACACAUCACCGUCGACUUCACACCAGCAUCCAACACUCAAUCCUUCGCUUCCGGCCAGCCAGACAGCCCAUCAUGUCGACAAAACGCCUCGCAAAGGAACACGCCGAGCUCGACGCCAACCCCCCCGAGGGCUUCACCAUCCGCCUGCCCCCCUCGCAGUCCCUGCACACCUGGCACAUUAUCCACCGGCCCCCGCCCGAGUCCGCCCUGCACCCGGGCCAGUUCGGCCUCGUCCUCUCCCUGCCCCCCGACUACCCCUUCAAGCCCCCGACGCUCAAGUUCGUCACGCGCGUCUACCACCCCAACGUCACCGACGACUCCCUCGGCAACGUCUGCCUGGGCAUCCUCAAGAGCGAGAACUGGAAGCCCAGCACCAAGAUCAGCGCCGUCCUCGACGCCGUACGCAACCUCAUGAUCGAGCCACAGCCCGACGACCCCCUCGAGGAGCGCAUCGCCGAGGAGUAUAGAAGGGACAGGCCCGCCUGGGAGGAGAAGGCUAAGGCAUAUGUCGCCAAGUACGCCAUGGACGAGCCCGAGUUUCCCGCUUCGGCAUCGUGAUGUAGGAAAUGGGCCAUCAUGUAAAGACUACCAUACAAACAAGCAAGUACAGAGACAGACAGACACAUUAGCGGCGAUGCAUGAAUAUAACCGUAUGAGGAAUG